Molecule: messenger RNA, 708 nt
Organism: Humulus lupulus (European hop)
Lineage: Eukaryota; Viridiplantae; Streptophyta; Magnoliopsida; Rosales; Cannabaceae
Exons: 2
Coding region: 1-708 (235 amino acids)
Source: RefSeq, a predicted model, not a curated record
AUGGCUCACGGUCCUACAGUUACAGUGUCCCAAUCAGAAAUGCUUUUGGCAAACUACUCAAAAGAUGAGGUAAGGAAAGUGAUAUUUGCAAUCACUGGAAAUAAAGCACCAGGACCGGAUGGCUAUGGGAGUUAUUUUUACCAAGAAAAGUGGACUAUAAUUGGAGAUGAAGUUGCUGAAGCUAUUUGCUCCUUCUUAAAGACUGGGCAGCUGCUUAAAGAGAUCAAUUCCAUAGUGAUUACACUUGUUCCUAAAACCAAAUGCCCGAAUACACUGGUCAUGACAUGUAUAAGAACACCUCGUUUUUCACUUAUGAUUAAUGGGUCGCUGCAUGGAUAUUUUGAGGCUAAACGAGGGCUGCGACAAGGGGAUCCGAUGUCACCUCUUAUUUUUGUGUUGGGAAUGGAAUACCUCACAAGAAUAAUGCAAAAAGUGGGACAGAAAUCUGACUUUGCUUAUCAUAACAGAUGCAAGGAGCUGAAGUUAAAUCAUCUAAUGUUUGCUGAUGAUGUACUUCUGUUCUGUAAUGGAGAUUAUAAGAGUAUAUGUUAUCUACUACAGGGCCUCAAAUUAUUUUCGCAAACAUCAGGUCUACAGCCUAAUGCUUCGAAAUCUGCAAUAUUUAGCAGUGGGAUGAGCUCAAAUGAGGUGCAGCGCAUAUUGGAAGUAUCAGGUUUAGGAAGAGUGAGGUACCGUUCAAUUACUUAG